AUGGAAGAUGAUGAUGCUGUCUAUGGACUCAACAAAACCGAAUUGGAGUGGGUGACACAUCAACCUUAUCUAAAAGCAAAGGGCUACACCCUCCGACCUCGAUACAGCCCAGGCUGGGUUCCUUCAUGGAAAUCAAACGGGAGAAACCCAGCUGAUUGUGAAGAUAGUUGGGAGCUUCCAGCGAUCAAAACACUGGAUGCAAUCAAAGAUGAAGAUAACAAACAUGUUUCUAUCAAGAAAUCAAUACCAUCAACCAACGACGAUGAGGCACAGAACGAGCUCGAUAUUCUUCGAUAUUUGUCUGAGGAUGACCAACGUGAUGACCCCCAUAAUCACGGAUUACAAUUACUUGAUCACUUUCCUAUUCCGGGAUCAUCCAACGGCUCCUUCCUUAUUACACCCUUUCUGUCAGACUGGGAUUCGAUUCCGUUCUCUCGAUUUAGCGAACUUACAGAUUUCCUUCAGCAAAUACUCGAGGGUUUACAAUUUCUACAUUCUCGUCAUAUUGCUCAUCGUGAUGCGCAAAUCGCUAAUAUCAUGAUGGAUGCAACUUCGUUAUACGGCGAGCCGUUUCAUCCGUGCGAUUCUCAGUCGUCGCUGGACGGCAAGCGGCGGUUGAAGGUUAAGCGGCGGUUUGAGGCACCUGUCCGUUACUAUUUUAUUGAUUUUGGCCUCUCAACUCGCUUUCCAAGCUUAAAAGACCGACGUUUAGUUACCGGGGUGAAAGGGAGAGAACAACGAGCGCCUGAGUUGCUACCUGCAGUUCCGCCUCCGUAUGAUCCGUUCAAGCUGGACAUAUUUACCAUAGGGAUGGUUUUCAAAGAAAAUAUUGUUCAGAAAUCAUGGAUUCCAAACACUUCGCCCUUUGAUAGACAGGAUGACCGCCGUAGAUCCGGACAUCCGACCUGA
This is a messenger RNA of Rhizoctonia solani, 909 nucleotides long. Its product is annotated as Tyrosine kinase specific for activated. Lineage: Eukaryota; Fungi; Basidiomycota; Agaricomycetes; Cantharellales; Ceratobasidiaceae. Bases 1 to 909 code for a protein of 302 amino acids. Gene Ontology annotation, molecular function: ATP binding; protein kinase activity. The record is from RefSeq and is a predicted model, not a curated record. The transcript has 5 exons. Gene Ontology annotation, biological process: protein phosphorylation.